Molecule: messenger RNA, 3628 nt
Organism: Sinocyclocheilus rhinocerous
Lineage: Eukaryota; Metazoa; Chordata; Actinopteri; Cypriniformes; Cyprinidae
Product: receptor-type tyrosine-protein phosphatase gamma-like
Exons: 21
Coding region: 1-3036 (1011 amino acids)
Biological process (GO): protein dephosphorylation
Molecular function (GO): protein tyrosine phosphatase activity
Source: RefSeq, a predicted model, not a curated record
AUGUGCAUAGUGUACAUUACUGCAAAGAGGGCAGUCAUCACACUCGUGUCUCCAGAUGUCCUGUAUCUGUUCAGAGUGCAAGCUGUAUGUCAGAGAGACCAGCGCAGUGACUUCAGCCAAACACUUUUAUUCAAAGCAAACACCACAAGGAUAUUUGAGGGCACAAGGAUUGUGAAAACUGGAAUGCCCACAGUUUCCCCCGCCUCUUCGGCAGACAUGGCCCCUAUAAGCUCAGGCUCCUCUACCUGGACGUCCGCCGGCCUCCCCUUUUCCUUCGUCUCCAUGGCAACGGGAAUGGGGCCUCCAUCCAGUGGAGGACAAGCCACUGUAGCAUCUGUGGUGACCAGCACUCUGUUGGCAGGACUGGGUUUCAGUGGCAGUGUGAUUUCUUCCCUGCCAGGAUCGUUUUGGCCAACCCACUCUACAAACUCAGGCCCCACACCCACUCAACAUCCAGCUACUCCCACUGCCGAAAGCACCCCAUCUGACAGCAACAUCCUGACCUCUGAGGACAGCACUGAAGCAAAUAACAAACAGGAAGAUGACCGUGAAAGAGAGGAGAAAGAGGAAGAAGAAGAAGAAGAGGAGGAGGAGGAAGAGGAACAGGGAGAAGAGAAGAAAAAAAAGGGGAAAGAUGUGACAGUCAAGGACAAAAAGCAGGACAAGACGGUGCCACGAAAACCACCUGCCCCUGUCCCAACUUCAAAACACAGGGAGCCGGGUCGAGAGAGGGUCGAUGUUAACACUGAGAAUUCCACAUUGGCCCCUAGAAUAGUGGAAGAGCAGGUGCCUCAUGCCACAGAGAGGCCUUCUGGUGAGGAUUCAUCAAAACCAACAUGGCUGGAGGAUAAUGACACUGCACACAUGCAGCUUCCCUCCAGCUCAACAGAGACCACCAAACUCACCAAUGAGGAGAAGGCGCACUGGCCGUACUACAUUCACACUGAGAGGAACAGCAUCUCCACUGUCACCCGAGACCCGAUGUCUUCAUCCAGCCGGAUGGAGUGGAUCAUCCCCCUGAUGGUGGUCUCUGCCCUCACGCUGCUCUGUCUGAUCAUGCUGCUGGCUGUCCUGGUCUACUGGAGGAGAUUCUUCCAGACUGCACAUUUGUAUAUUGAAGACAGGAACUCCCCCAGGGUGAUCCACGAUGACAGUUUCCCCAUCCUGUCUACAGCGGAUGACCUGGAGGCUGUUUCAGUCAGGCAGUUCAUCAAACACAUCAUGGAGCAAUACUCCAACAACCAACAUGGCUUUUCUCAGGAGUUCGAUGAGGUUCAACACUGCACAUCUGAAAUGAAGAUUACAGCAGAACAUUCAAAUCAACCAGACAACAAGCACAAAAACAGAUACAUCAACAUUGUUGCCUAUGACCACAGCAGAGUGAAGUUGCAGCAACUGUCUGGGAAAGACUCCAAGCACAGUGAUUACAUCAAUGCCAACUAUGUAGACGGUUAUAAAAGACCCAGGGCUUAUAUAGCAGCUCAGGGCCCUCUGAAGUCCACAUUUGAGGACUUUUGGAGAAUGAUUUGGGAACAGAACACGACUGUGAUUGUCAUGAUCACCAACUUGGUGGAGAAAGGCAGGAGGAAAUGUGAUCAGUAUUGGCCAUCAGAGAACAGCGAGGUUUAUGGGAACAUAAUGGUGACUCUGAAGAGUACUAAAGUUUAUGCUUACUACACACUCCGCCAUUUCAUCAUGCGCAACACCAAACUGAAAAAGGGUCAGAAGGGAAGGCAUAAUGAACGGCUGGUUGUCCAGUACCAUUACACACAGUGGCCAGACAUGGGCGUACCCGAGUAUACACUACCAGUCCUCAAAUUCAUCUCUCGAUCUUCAGCGGCCCGUACGUCAGGCACAGGCCCUGUUCUAGUUCACUGCAGUGCUGGAGUGGGCAGAACAGGCACAUACAUAGUCAUAGACAGCAUGCUGCAGCAGAUAAAGGACAAAGGCACUGUCAACGUCCUAGGAUACCUCAAGCACAUCCGAGCUCAGCGCAACUACUUGGUCCAGACUGAGGAGCAGUUUAUCUUUAUCCAUGAUGCAUUAAUGGAAGCUGUGCUUGGCAAAGACACCGAGGUGCCUGUCUGGCAACUCCAUAGUUAUGUCAACAGCAUUCUCACCCCGAGCCCCACAGGACAAACACGCAUGGACAAACAAUUUAAGUUGUUGACGCAAUGCAAUUCUCACCUCACUGAGUGUUUCAGUGCCCAGAAAGACUGCAACACAGAGAAGAACCGCACCUCGUCGGUCUUGCCAACGGAACGGGCUCGGGUGGCACUAGCUCCCCUCCCAGGUGUAAAAGGAACCGACUACAUCAAUGCCGCCUACAUUAUGGGCUAUUACAGGAGCAACGAGUUCAUCAUUACCCAGCAUCCUCUGCCCCACACAACCACAGACUUCUGGAGGAUGAUCUGGGAUCAUAAUGCUCAAGUUAUUGUGAUGUUGCCAGACAACCUCGGCCUUACUGAGGAUGAAUUUGUGUACUGGCCCAGCAGAGAGGAGCCCAUGAACUGCGUAGCCUUCACUGUCACCCUCAUUAAUACUGACAGACUCUGCUUAUCUAAUGAGGAGCAACUCAUCAUCCACGACUUCAUCCUAGAAGCCACACAGGACGACUAUGUGCUAGAAGUCCGACAUUUUCAAUGUCCAAACUGGCCAGAUCCUGAUGCGUCCAUCAGCAGCACAUUUGAGCUCAUCAACAUCAUCAAAGAAGAGGCUAUGGCAAGGGAUGGUCCCACCGUCAUGCAUGAUGAGUUUGGAGCCAUCUCUGCCGGGAUGUUCUGUGCUCUGACCACACUUUCCCAACAACUGGAGAACGAGAGCGCUGUGGAUGUCUAUCAAGUGGCCAAAAUGAUUAACCUCAUGAGGCCUGGCGUCUUCACUGAAAUUGAGCACUAUCACAACCUUUACAAGGCUAUGCUCAGCCUUGUCAGCAGUAAAGACUUCAGACUUGGCUUCAACUACAUGGACAAAAUUGCUGGGAUAGUGGUAACAGAUGAAUCCAACCAGGCUGAGAGCAUGGAAUCCUUGGUGUGAAGUUUUUGGAAAAUGAGAUGGAACAAAGUGGUUCCUUGAACUUUCCAUGAGGCCUUUUUUCCCAGACUCUUGGUGAAAUAAAAAAGAAAAAAAAAACAACAAAAAAGAGCUUUUAUAUGCUGAUAAAAAUGAAUUCUUUUGAUAUUUAUUUUUGCUGCUUUUUGUUAUCCUGCUGAGCGCCACAACCUGCUCUCCAAAACACACACACAAACACACACACACUGUCUACUUUGCACUACACUGUCAGUGUUACUACUUGAUGCCUAGCUGAUUAUUGAUAAUUGUGUUGAAAACGUUUCUGAGUAUCACUUUAUUGUUGCCGAUAAAGUCUACAGACAUGUGAGGGUGAUCAGCGACAGCACAUUAACACACACAUCAGCCUCAUAGCCAUGAAACCUGUACACAGAAAAGCUCCAACUUAAUGCUCAACAUGAUGCGACUUUUAACCGUCAAGCAUUAUGACUUGUUAGAUUAAUAUGUUAUUUUUUAUUUAUUAAGAUAUGUCAUUUUAUGUCUAACUUGUAUACAUUAUUUCAGUGUGGUAUCAUAACAGCAACUGUGAACAUAUAUUGUUAUCAGUAGCAUUUCUAUU